AUGAAGGAUGGUGGCGGUGGUGUCGCACCAACACACAUGGCCAGAUCAACCAGCCGGAGCUCCGGGGGCGAGUUGGAGACGCGGGUCUUGUCACUGGAGGAGGUUCUGCGCUCCUACGACCAGCCGCUGAAUGAGGAACAGGCCUGGGCCGUGUGUUACCAGUGCUGCCGCGGGGGGGAGCGGUACCGGUACCGGUACCGUGCCAAGGGGCCCGAAUCCAUCUUACUGCACCGGGACGGUACCGUCACUCUGCGCCCCGACACGCGCACCUGCACCGCUGAAGGAGAAGCUGUAUCUGCUCCACCUUUCCAGGAGAGCCAGUUGGUACAGUCUAUGGGCGUGGCCAUCUAUCAGGCUCUGGACUGGGGUCUGGCUGACAGCGAGGAGCGAGACCUGAGUCCACAUCUGGAACAGCUAAUCGAGCGCAUGGUGGCACAGCAGGACCAUGAGUCCGCAGAGUGUCUCAGCAGCACCACCAAGGAUGAAGGCUACAGUGGCCCCGAGGAUGAAGAUGAAGAGGAGGAGGAAGAGGAGGCGGGAAGGGUGCAUGCAGUGCGCACUGUUCGGCAUGUGAUGACGCUGUGCGCCAGGAGGCUGGCGAACCCCGCUGUGGCUCCUGAACACUACCAAGCUGUUUGUAGAGCGCUGUUCCUCGAGACUCUGGAGCUUCAGACCUUCCUGUGCAGGAUCAGAGAUGCCAAGGAGAUGUUGAGGAGGAUCAGGACGGAGGAGUCUCAGGAGGAGCGCUGUGCUGCUGAACUGGACAACCUCAAACACACAGACUGGGCUCGGUUGUGGGUGCAGUUGAUGCGGGAGCUCAGGCAGGGUGUAAAGCUGAAGAAGGUGGAGCAGCAGCCGUUCGAUCCUCUGCCCACUGAGUUCAGCCUCACACCAUUCGAGAUGCUCAUGGAGGACAUCCGGUCUCGCAGAUACACACUGCGCAAAGUGAUGGUGGAUGGAGACAUUCCCUCUCGAGUCAAACAGAAUGCUCAUGAACUCAUCCUGGACUUCAUCAGAUCCAGACCUCCACUGAAACCUGUGUCAGAACGCAGUCUCCCCCCUCGGCCGCAGGAGCAGCAGUGUCUUCAUGAUCGUGUGUUAGCUGAAAUCCGUCAAGAACAUAAACUGCGGCCUGUGGAGGGGCGGAGCUCCAAGAGACCGUUUGGUUCUCUCCCCUGUCUGGCUCACUCCUGUCACUGUGACCUGAAAUCUACUUCCUGUAUUGACCUGUCAAUCACAGAAGGUGGGCACCGCCUUUUGCCUCGACCUCGUGUGCUGCUGAAAGCCCCCACACUUGCAGAGAUGGAGGAGAUGAACCUGUUUGAGGACGAGGACUCUCCUGAUGGUGGUGAGUGUGUGGAGAGUUUGAUGAAGCGCGAUCGUUCAUUCUCUGAGCACGACCUGGCCGAGCUGCUGCAGAGCGAGACCGACAAGACGAGUGCCUGUGUGUGUGUGCUUGGAGAGAGACCACGCUCAUACACGCACACUGGAACCACACACACACGCCCACACCGUGCUUCACUCCCAGUGAUUGGUUGGUCUCCUGCAUCUUCUGCUUGUCGCUCUCUCAGUGAAGUGGAAGAAAUCAGUGAGGCAUCGGCACCUUCCAAAAGCCUCAGCGCUAACCAAUGGAUGGAGGAGUUCAGCCACCCGGUGGAGAGUUUGGCAUUAACCCUUGAUGAGGUCAUCAGUGUGCGCCGUGUGCUGGUGAAGGCCGAGAUGGAGAAGUUCCUCCAACGUAAAGAACUUUAUAACAACCUGCGGAAGGGCAAGGUGUGCUGCUGUUGUAGGGUGAAGUUCCCGUUGUUUUCUUGGCCUUCUACGUGUCUGCUGUGUAAAAGGUCGGUGUGUGGCUCAUGCAGUGCGAAGAUGAAAAUGCCGUCUAAGAAGCUAGCUCACAUCCCUGUGUAUGCUGUGGGUUUCCAUAGCAGCCCGAGGAGCCACAGCCAGCGCAGCGACGUCUACAAGUCUCUGCGCUCGUUGUCCCGCCGUGCCGUGGAAGACGAGUUUCCGUACCUCUACGUCGCAGGCUGCAGUCUGAGAGACGUUUGUGCAGAAUGCACCAAGUUUGUCGCCGACGUCGUUUCAUCCAGCCGCCGCAGCCUUGACAUUAUCAACAACACCCCUAAAAGAGAGAAGCCACGCCCACACCCCGCCUCUCAUUACAUGCCCCCAAGAGGUGGAGUAAACUAAGGUAAUUACUGACUGAGGCAAUGAUCGGUGUUGCUUUGCUGCAGGGCUGCUUCUUUUUAGACAAGUGAAUGCCUUGAACUUUUAGCCCUGCCUUGGAAUCAAGUCGUUGAUGUGGACGACUCCUGCCUUUGCAGAGUGACCUUUGACCCUUAUGACACUGAGCAGAUCCGUUAGACACUCUGUGUCACGCUGCAAGCUUCAGUUCCCGCCCACUCAGAUGAUGUGCUCCGCCCAGAUCAAGACACGAGUCACUUAAUUUCUGAAGUCCUGCUCGCUUUUUCCGAUCCCUGACGUACGUCUGGUUCUUAACCACGAACACGCAGGGACAACGCACCUUUCUUGUGAUCCUUGUGACUAGGAUAUAGUGUCUGUGCUCCAGUACUGACUGACUGAGCAGAUCUGUUAUAUCUAUAGAUGAAUUGAGACCCUUUGGCUGCAUUUCCUGGCUCCUGACCGGAGGUUAGGAUACACGGACCACCCGUAUUCCUGCCGUUGGGCUUCUGUAGAGCCCGUCUCCAACCUCCCUAACUCCAAACCAACACAACCUGCUGUUUCUUAGUCUUGCUUUACCCACACAAGAACGUGCACCACCAUAUUCUUGCCUCAGCUUACUGACCUGUGACCGUUGGCCUUCUCCCUUGGACACCCUUUUAAGCCACGUCCUUGAUGUGAUAUUUAUUAAUGUAAACAUCAGCAUUUUCCUGCCUGGCCUAUCGAGGACACACACUAUAUGGGUAACAAAACAGGAAGUGGAAAAACAAGUUUAAUGCCUUGACUGUAGCUCGAGUGUAGUGGUCACUUCAUCAGACAUGCCCUUCCCAGCACCUCCCUCCUGAGCGGAUAAGGGCACAAGCCAAAUCAUAUGCUGAAGGGCACAAUGAAGUGUGCUAUAAAGUGUACAAAAAUGCUUGAAUGCUCUGUAGCGCAGGACUGAUGUUCUGAAAACACCCGAAUGCCGUUUAAUCCAUUUUAUUCUGCUGAAGUGCAAUCAGAAAAAAAUCCUGCAUGGAACCUGAAAAUACUGCAGUAUGUUAAUGAAAUCUUCCAAACUCUUACUGGAGUUUAUUGCACUACGUAGAGACUGAAUGUAUCAGGGACUGGAGCCUGUUUAAGAAUGUUAGAGAGACUCUGUAACACCUCCAUGAGGUCAUCUCCACCCUCAUCUGCCCACCCCGACACCACACCCAACACCACUCCUCCAUCCACCCAACACCACUCCUCCACCCACUUCACAUCGCCAUAUUAGAGCCAUAGAUAGAGCCUUGAUGACAUCCAUACUGUCAAGUCUUAAUAACACUUGCUAAGGAACUGGAAAACACUGAAGACAAUGAAACCAAUCUAGCUAACAACUGAGGCAAAAGAUUUAGAAAGCUAGCAACAUACUGUGUGUUAUGACUAAUGACUGGAUAUAUGUUUGGAAAACAUGGCAACCUUUCCACUUAAUGGAACUGGGAGACUGUGACCUGUAAGAACUGGAACCAGUAGAUAGAGACAGACAGAGUGGGUCUUCCUCUCACCCGCCCAUGUUAGCGAUACACAGUGUACGCAUGUCCAUGAUUCAGCUGACUGAGCUGCUGUUUGUUAGCAAAAAUGCUCUAGCUUUUUCUCCCUUGUCCUCUAGCUUUAACACAAGCAGCAAGUUAAUCGUCUGAAUGGAGAAUUUUCUGUUACACUUCUUCUGUUCGGGUUGUUUAAAAAGAAGAGACUGAAAAACUUUCAAAUGUUCAAGAUUAUAAAAGCUCAUACAGUCGUUAGUAAAUUAGUGUGAUUCUUAGCUAAUGUUAAGCUACAGUAGGAGUUAAAAUCAACCAGCUAAGAGAAGACCUCAGAGACGUCACCCGUCGAUCCGAGUCACGACGUCACUCAUGUAUACAGUCAUUAGUUAAGAGCGGAAGGUCACAGAAAUGAUAAACGUCACGGAACGUCAACAUUUACCUCUGAUGAGUUGAUUAAUUCCUAAGAUGCUCUGUGCAGCUAAUAUUACACUGAAGUUAUGCUUAGCAUCAACUGCUAACCCAAGCUUUGUUGUUUCUGCCAUACUGUGUCGCAAGUUAUAAAGAUUCACUGACAUUAGCUUAACUUGUUCUAGCUGUCACACUAUGAAUCAUCAAAGUUAGCAAACCGAUCUGCUUUAAAAUGACUAGCUGUUAGCUGGAGAAUCAUGAGCUAGGCUAGCAAGCCCUACAUUCUCUGUACAUUUUAGCUAGCUAUGUAUUAGAUUAGACUGUUCACUAGAUUAGAUGUGUUAAUGAGUUGAUCAUUGGGUCACUGAUUCGAAUUUAGAUGAAUAAUUCUAUCUGUUUUUACAAACAAUAAAACAAUUAAAUUCAGGUAAAAUUUCUCCACAAAAAAAAACUGUGUCAGUGGCUUUGGUCAUGUUUUGUAAUUAGUUUGAGUCUGUGGAGAUUCAGUAGUGUGCACUCUGUCUACUCUGUCUUAUCUUUGGCCCUAGUAAGGAGAUAAUAUGCCUCAACACACACACACACACACACACACACACACACACCCCAGCUGAAAUCUCCACUCAUGGUCUUAUGUCUUUCGCUCCUUUUUUUUUUUUUUGUAAACGCUGCAUAUCUGCAAUAAAUCAGUUCCAAACUGUGCAUCUGAGUCUCUCUCUCUCUCUCUCUCUCUCUCUCUCUCUCUCUCUCUCUCUCUCUCUCUCUCUCUCUCUCUCUCUCUCUCUCUCUCUCUCUCUGUCUC
Tachysurus vachellii is the source of this 4896-nucleotide messenger RNA. RefSeq names its product spire-type actin nucleation factor 2 (gene spire2). Lineage: Eukaryota; Metazoa; Chordata; Actinopteri; Siluriformes; Bagridae. The record is from RefSeq and is a predicted model, not a curated record. Gene Ontology annotation, biological process: actin filament network formation; cleavage furrow formation; intracellular transport. Gene Ontology annotation, molecular function: actin binding. Gene Ontology annotation, cellular component: cell cortex; cytoplasmic vesicle membrane.